Molecule: messenger RNA, 1044 nt
Organism: Mauremys mutica (yellowpond turtle)
Lineage: Eukaryota; Metazoa; Chordata; Testudines; Geoemydidae
Product: E3 ubiquitin-protein ligase PPP1R11-like
Exons: 3
Coding region: 190-600 (136 amino acids)
Cellular component (GO): nucleus
Molecular function (GO): protein phosphatase 1 binding; protein serine/threonine phosphatase inhibitor activity
Source: RefSeq, a predicted model, not a curated record
GGAAGUAGAGGGCUGGUGACCGGAAGUGGCGUGCGGCUGGUGGUGGGAGCCGGGCGGUCGCUUGCCGCGGGCUGCUGGGAGAGCCGGGGCAGCCGCAGCGGCCGGCGGGGAGCGAGGCAGGGGCGGUGCGCGGCGCAGACUCUUCCCCCCGGCAACCGGGGCCGCGGAGGGCGGGGGCCGGGCAGCGCCAUGGCGGAGGCGACGGCGACUGCGACAGCGGCGGCCGGUGGGAGGGCAGCCAGCGCCACCGUGACCGAGACCGUCACCAUCGAGCCGGAGAACCGCAGCCUGACCAUCAAGCUGAGGAAGCGAAAGCCAGAUAAGAAGGUGGAGUGGUCAAGCGACACGGUGGACAACGAGCACUUGGGCCGUAGGUCGUCCAAAUGCUGCUGCAUCUACGAGAAGCCGCGGGCCUUCGGCGAGAGCUCCACGGAGAGCGAGGACGAGGAGGACGAGGGCUGCGGCAACGCCCACUGCAUCCGGGGCCACAGGAAGGGGGAGCACGGGGGCCGGGGGGGCGGCGGCUCCGGGGGGGGCAGGGGCAGCCCCCGCAAGGCCGAGCCGCCGGGCCAGGACCACGCUGCAGCCAUGCAGCACUGAGCCCCCCCACCCCGCCGGACUGACCCGGGGACGCGGGCGUGUGCGUCUGUCCGUGAGCCUCGUGGCCUGCGAGCUGCUGUCGUCCGUCCGUCCGUCCCGCCCGGUGCCCCGGCGUGGAAUGUACCAAGCGACGGGCCGGCUGCGUCUCUGUGCUUCUCCAUUAAACGUCUGUGUCAGUGACCACGAGCGGCCGCGGCCUGCUGCUUUCUGCGGGGGGGCACAGCUAUGCUGGUGCCCCCUGAUCCUGACGCGCUGCCCCCUGCUGGCCCAGCCCUGGGCUUCUCCCCACAGCUCUGCCAGUGCCCCUCACUCCUGACCGGCAGCCCCCUGUUAGCCCUGCCCUGCUAGUGCUCCCACUCCUGCCCCACAGCCCCCUGCCAGUCCAGCCCCUCCCUCCCCCAGCCCUGCCAGUGCCCCUACUCCUGCCCCACAGCCCCCUGCCAG